AUGGUGAACACCGUCCCCUCUCAGACUGUCCUUUCACUCCCGCUCUACGAAUCAAACAACGGCCAGUCGCCGCCAUCCGUCGACCGAGACUCUGCACACGACGUGCCCAGUUUCCAGACCAUCGCCGCUAGAAUCCGGCAACUUCGAGACAUAAUCUCUGAGAUGGACGAAGACCGAAGCUUUUUCCUUCACGCACUAGACCGCUCUCUCCAGGAAUACAACACCGUUGACUCUACCGUCAACCCGCAGGCCAUCACGAGCCCGCAAAGACAGUCUCCGCCGAGGCAGCCUCCACAGAGACAACCCCAGCAGAGACAGGAGUCUCUCGCCUCGCUGGCCUCGCUGCAGCGCGCAGAACAGCAGUUCCGGCAGGCGGUCGCCAGCAUUGGAGGCGGAGAGACGCCGUCACGGCAACCGGAACGCCCCACGAGACCUCCCCCGUCUGACUCCAUGUCAGACCACCGACAAUCGAAACGGCGAAAGGUAGACGCCGACGAUAGUCGAGAGGGCGCCAAGGGGUUCAGCUACAGCCAUUAUGGUCAGGUCUCAUCAGUUCCGUUGGAGAUGGAAGUCCAUAGCUGCAAGGGAGCCAGUGCAGAGCCGGAUCGCCGCGGUAACUCUCCAGAGCAUAUUUUGGUCAACGAUGGCGCCGUUUACAGAGCACAGGGUGGUUGCUGCAAUAUCGUCCUGAAGCACCGUGGUGAAAUUCCGUUCUCCUUAAAGAAGUUAAUUAUAAAGACUCCAAGGAGCGGGUGUCAUGAUGAAAUGAAUGUUCGAGAAGGCACUGUGAGCAUUUCCAUGGUGUCAGACCCACGAUUCCUUCGCACCGUUGCCAGCCAUGCUUCGCAGUCCAUUAUCCCUUCCUCUCGUCGCUCUCAUCGCCGGAACGAGCCCUCGCAAGCCUUUUCAGGCGCCAUGGCACCACCCCUGAAUGCUAGGAGAAUAGAGUCUCCAUCUUCAGCCCUUCGAGCACGCAUUCAACGUGCACGCGCAACCCAACACCAAGAUGCCCAGGUCGGCACCGAGCAAGAAGACAAAUCAGACGAUGAAUCGACCCAACACGAUGCCGCCCGUGAUCAACUCUCCCUUUCUGACCCGGAGCCUUCAAACUCCCGCGACAGCUCUCCGAACAAUGAAACCAGCGAUAGCGAGAGCAGUGAUGGUAUUGCCGGUGUUGCUGAGGCCCUUGCACAGAAUCUCGAUAGCCGACAACGUCAACUUCUUGAGGCCUUGGGCGUUCGUGUCCCUUCACAUAUGCAUUCUAGAUCAUCGCGGAAUCGACCCUUAUCUCCAACGACUGUAUUUGCUCGUCCAGCUGCUGAAACACGGAACCAAGAGACAGAUACUAUGACGCCUAUUGCGAGAUUCUCUAUCGAACACGAGAGAGCCGCCGUCCAAAUAAGAUUUAAUCCCCCUGUAUCUGCACGAUACAUCCUUAUUAAGAUGUGGGCUCCGUUCAAUCCAGGCCGCAUGGAUAUCGAAAGUAUCAUUGCUCAUGGCUUUGCUGGACCUCGAUUCUUCCCCUCCCAAGAACCCCGAUAG
Molecule: messenger RNA, 1542 nt
Organism: Arthroderma uncinatum
Lineage: Eukaryota; Fungi; Ascomycota; Eurotiomycetes; Onygenales; Arthrodermataceae
Exons: 4
Coding region: 1-1542 (513 amino acids)
Source: RefSeq, a predicted model, not a curated record